UAUAUACAUUAGUUAAAAAAACGAGUCUAUCAGUGUAUAAUGUCUACCACAAAGUUAUGGAGUUAUGGCACAAGCUCCUUACAUAUCGCAAGAAAAAUGACCAAACUAAACUACAGAAAAGCUCGGCAGAGAAGUCUGAGAGCUCUUGCAGUUUUUUUGGAGAAAGGGCCCCAUUCAGUCUGGAGAAAGAUGCCAUCAGAGUUCUCCUAUUCCGAGAAUGUGAUCAAAGAGGCCGCAAACUUUUAUAUGAUUCAAAGACAGUGGUACGAGUCCCUAUUGCAGAAAGUGCAUCAUCAGGUAUGCCAUCAUGUAAGACAAUUUUCAAGAGCUCCAAAUACAGUGGUUCGUUCAUUACAUCAUCAUCUAGUGGAGCAGGAUCUUCUUCAGCACCAACUACACAUCCCACCCCCAAGAAAAGUUCCUCUGGUCAUAUCAAGUCAGCGUCCACCUCCAGCUCCAAGUCUGAUGUAUUUGCAGAGAUAAAUGGUGGAUAUGGUUAUCAGUAUCUGCAAGCAGAGAAUGAUACAAAGCAUUUGGGAGAGUUUGUGUUUGGAACAGUAGCGUUAGCUUAUAGGGGCUCUUGUUCCAAGUUACACAUCCUUCAAAAUCCCCAGCGGCUGUUGUUAUCACGUUCAUCACCUGCUCCGCGUUCUUACUUGAGGCCAUCUUGCACAAGCAGUGAUCAAGGUAUUGAAGACUCUUCUUUCAGUAGUUCUCUAAGCUCUUUGAGUGAAGCAGUGAUCUCUCACACAGAAAGCCUGGAUAUGCCUUACAUGCAUGGCAUCCAUAGUAAUAUUGGUCCAACUUGGGGAAUAGAUAUGCCUCACAUGCUGAGUACAUCUCAUAGUGAAGGAGAUUCUGGUUUUGGAGGCCCUCCCUCACCAUAUGGAUCAACAUGUGGGUCAUUUUUAUCUCCUCCUUCUCUGCCAAACACACCUUUAGGGACACCAUCUUCAAGACAAGGAUCAGGAAGCAGCUUAAAACAUUCAGGAAGUCUUAAUAGCCUGCAGCGAAGAUUCCUCCGCAAUGUCACUACCUCUUUAGAAGCCUUAGGACGAGAGGGAGAGAUGAAUGAAGAUUCUGUCACAAGCUCUGGUCAUCAUAGUCAUCGUACUACUCGCUUAGGGUUAGCUGUGAUAAUUGACAUUGGAGGAGGCUAUGCUGAAAUGAAUAGACAGGUGGAAGACUGGUUUUUCUUGCAUCUUAGUGUUAUUGAAGCAUCUUUAAACAAACUACAGUCAAGUUUGGAUGCUGCAUACCUCCAUCCAAGAACAUUUGCUUCAACUACCCAUCAAGCUGUUUCACAGUUACAGAAGGAUAUAAUGGAUUUGGUGAGUGGUCCAAGAUUGUGUCGACCAGUAUGGUUAGGAUUACUUGGGAGGUCUUCAUCAGCUGAACGCCAGAUGCUGUGUAAUCAUUUUGUGGACACGCUUGCAUCAGUUCUUGCUAGUUUUGACACAAAGCAUACAAACUUCUUUGUGAGUAAGUUAUUAACAGCAGUAUUAACCCACCAUCUUGGUUGGGUGUCGACUGUAGUACCUGGGGAUUACUUGCCUCUAUCACCAAGACUGGCAUCUAGCACUAGAAAUGGCAGUUGCGGGAUUUCUUCUCAGUCCUCAGCAACAGAAGACAGCUCUGCAUACCAGGCAACAUGGGUGGAACGUUUAAAUGAGUCUCAUCCAUAUAGUGCAGUAUGGGCUCAGUUAUGUGAGUUAAGUGGUGCUGUUGGCUAUCCACCUAAAGCAGCCAGAACCAUUCUAGUUGGGUCUAACUCUGCACUUCUCACCCAACUGCUCACAAUACUCUCGUAUGUCAUUCGCUGUUCUCAGAUAACAGAGCAAGAUAUGCAGUCGUACAGAGUUGGAGAAAGUCCAAGUCCAGAACAUCAGCAGCCAUGUUUUUCUCGCACAUCUUCUGUUGCCUCUGUUGUGACUAUUGUAGAAGGAGGUCAGAAAGAUGGCCAGUCACAAAUUCGCCAUAGUUCAUCUGCUAAACUACACCGAGACUCAAGUAUCAGACGUAGUUGGAGGUUAAACAGGGAGAAUCGAAAUAGCAGGUUCUCUCCACUAGAAUGUCGGACGAACAGUGGUGAUAGCACAGCAGAAAUGGUUGCAGGAGUUAAGGGCCUCAAUGCAAGUGAUGAACAAAUAGGAUCUGUGGUUGAGAGAGGAAGCAAAAUACAAGCAGAAAGUUUGCCUCCAACUCAUUCAUCAAACAAAAAAGACAAAGAGGUUUCUUCUUCUAAGUGGAUGCUUAAUGAUGAUGUUGAAAUUAUAAUAAAUAGGGAGAAAUGCGCAGAAACUUUUAGUACCAAGAUUAAAAGGGAAACUGGGACCUCAGUUGAUGUGGAAAAGUCCUUGUCUACUUGUAAGACUUCUACUAAUCUUGCUUUAUUAGUUGAUGAUUGUGAAGCUAGUCCUAAUGAAUCAUACCCUGUUUAUUGUGGCAAUCAUCAGUUGAAAACUUUCCAUGAGCCAUUCUCAGAACGUUUGUAUCCAUCAUUACAUGAUUUAGAUGACCACAAAGAAACAUUUGGUGCUGUAAGUUUAGAACCUGAUGUCAUUAGUGAAAAGGUACAAAAGCUCUUCAGACCUUCAAAGUGCAAUGUGUCUCAGGAAUGUAAAGCUUUUGAUGAACAAAUAACACAGCUACCUUCAAUUGCAGUAUCUCUAGUACCUGAUGAGAAUGGUUUCAAAGAUACAGUGUUGCCAAUGAAGGAUAGCACAAUUAAUCCUGCACACAGUAAUAGGGCUGACGCUUCUAAUACUGGUUUUCUUAAUGGUGAUAUAUGUGCAUCUUGUUCUUUCAGAGCAACCUCUGUCUCUGAUAAUUCUCAAAACCUUAAUGGGAUUGUUCAUGUGAAUCCAAGCUCAAGUGACACAAUUUGUGAAAAGAAAUCUUCUAGUAGAAUAAUUCCAGCCAAGAACAUUAAACCAGAAAUAGAAGAAGGAGGCAAAGUUUUGUUUUUAUUGGGAGAUAAUGAAAGAAUUGAAGGAUUGAAGAAGCAUUCAAAAGGUUCUCUCCUGCAACCAGACAGUAUAGAACCAAGCUGGAUUUCUUUGGGACAACAUAAUACGCCAGUGAUAGGUUUUGAAAAGUUUGACAAUCUUGCCAAACUUGACCAAACAAAUCGGCCCUCAGAAAAUGCAGUGACACUGCCUGUAGAACCUGUAUACACACAGAUCACAAGUUUGCCUUCGCCAUCAGACGUUAGGAAGAUAGUAAGGACAAGAAAUGUGGGUCGUGAAUCGGCUUUAGAUUUAACAUCAUUUGAAAGAGAAAAUGUUAUAUAUCCCUCCUUAAGUGAGUUGAAAUUAAGUGCUAAGAGUGGUAAUAGCUCAUUAUUAAAAGAAAGGAAGGAAAUCUUUACGAAGACACACAGAAGGCGGCAUAGUGAUCCAACAAAUGGUGAUUGUACUGUAAAAGCACCUUUGUGUUUCUCUCGUUCUUUAAAAGGUGUUUUGGAAGAACAGGCUGCAGAUAUUAAAGCUCUAAGCGAAGUUAAAGAAGGUGCUGUUGGGAGUGAGUGCACUUUGGAAAAGGUCUUGGAAUGUUUGGAUAAUACCAUGAAAGAAGAGACAUCUAGUCCUAUAGAAGUAAUUCCCACAUUUGUAUGUGAGAAAAAUUUAGAUUCGCAUAUGAAAGACAAUACCAUAUCAAAGAACAUAAGCUCCAGUGAUGAUGAACCUGUAGUUUUACAAAUGCCCAGAAUAAGCUGUGGAUUAAGACAACAACAAACGGUAACAAAUAAUGGUUCUGGUUCAAUUUCAAGUAGCAGUUUAGCAUCAUCUCUCUUGGGAGGAGUACUAGACCAUUAUUCAUCUGUAUUUGUGCUUCAUGCCACCACUCAGGUUAACCAAUGGGAGGAUGUACUGAGGCAGGAUCUGUAUGCUGCAUCUCACCAUUCCACUUUGGAUCCACAAGUAUCUGAGGCUGUGGCAGUUGUUGCUGAUACUGAUUCUUGGGAGGUUCAGGUUGUUUCAUCCCACUCUUUUAUUGUGGAAAGGACUGGAUGUGGAAACCAGAUUGGACUUCGAGUUGGAAUGUCACCGUUGGUAUCUGCCAUCACCGAUUCUGUUCUGGAUCUUGCUCGCCUUUCUGUUGAUCCACAGUUUAUCCUGCAACACCUAGAGGAACGACUGUGUGAGUUGUACCUGAAGUCCCAGUUAUUAGCCGAGUAUCUAUUAGGUGGAGCAGCCUGUGGGUUUGGAGGAUCUGAAGCAUCUUUUAGUCCAUAUCACUUGCCAGAAUUGACUCGAGCAUUAGGUUUGGAUCUUAAUGACCUUCCCCUCUUGUUAGCUGUUGCUUCAACUCAUACGCCAGCGCUUACCAGAAUGUUUGGUAUAACCAUUAAGUAAUUUGUAAUGUUCUUUUUGUUGAAAAAACUUUUGGUCAGAUUUGUGUUAAUAGUAGCAUUUGAUCAUCAGAAUCAAAUUGUCCACUAAGUAUGGUGGAGAAUUUUUAAGGCUCUCUAAUGUUUUUUAGCUCCUUUUCUUUAAUGUCUUCUAUUUUGCCUCUAGAAACACAACUCUUACCAAAUUUAGUUUUUGUGUUAUUAGACCAAAGUUUCAUCCAUUUCAUUUGUACACUGUAAUUGUCAUGAGUAGUGUUUAUGUUGGUGAAUGUAAUUCAUCAUGUAAUAUGUCGACCGAAAACUUGUGAAGUAGGGUUUAGAAUUUUUAAAGAAAUAAAAGUCAGUAUGGUUAUUAGUUUCAUCUUAUGUCUAGCUAAAAAAAUCUGCUUGGAGACUAUUUAUAGGGUAGUUCAUGUCUGCCUGGAUGGGGCUUUUAAUUAUUCAUAUAUAUUGAAAGGGACCAAUUUGUGAGUUUCAAGGACAGUUCUCUGUUUUUUAUGGAUUAUAAAGCUAAGAACUCUUGCAAUUUAUAUCAUUGUUAUCAGUUCUCUGCCUAUUAGGUAAAGACUGUAAUUAUUGAACAUAUGAAAAGAACGGGAGAUAGUUUUUAUUGGUUUUUCACGUUUCUAUAGAAAAAUAAUGAAUUAUUGUAACGGCUUUUAUUAGUAAUUAUAAUUUACAACACUUAAUCAUGCCCCUUUCAACUUCAGUGUUGUGACAUAUUAGUUUCAUCUGAUCAUUUCUUUUCUGGAGUGCAUAUCAUUGUAGUAGGUUUUAGUUAUUGUUAUGGUGUAACACCUACAUACAACAGGGUAUUAUAUGUCAGUAUGAACAACAUUAAAUAUAAUCCAGAAAAGAAAAUAUUGUAUUGGGUUUUGUACCAGUAAUUGAAGUGUGGACGUGGUUCAGAAGUCACGUAAAGCUGUUGGUCCUGUUGCUGAAUAACCACUGGUUCCGUGCAACGUAAAAACACCAUACAAGCAAACAAACAAAUUAAACAAAAAGGGUUGGAAGUUUUAUUUGAGUACAUAUUUCUUUUUCCAAAUUUACAGUUAUACAAAACAAUUGAUUUUGAGCUCCAGUUACAAUAAUUCAGUAUCUUAAAACAGUCUUUUGAUAAAUCAUUUUUGGUAACCUUUAUUAAUUGUGUUACAUAUUUCAAUAUCUUCAACCCUUAAAGCCAGAACAGGUACUUUCUUUAAGGUGAAUGCUACACAUGGGAAAGGUAUAUAAAUAGAAGCACAAAAUAAGUUAGUCUUCCAAUUUUUACAAGGUUAUUUCAACAGAAAAUGCUUGGCAAAGAAAGUUUUAUAUUUAAAAUGAAAAUGUCCUGAGAGGGAAUGGUAGAGGUAAAAUACUCCUUGGUGUUGGCUUAAAAGAAAUGGAGUAGUUUCAAGUCAAGUCAUUUUAUAAUUAUGCUAAAGCUGUGAUAUGGGCUGUGAUUUUGUCAGAAUUUGUAGUGGUGUUGAGAUUGUAACAAAUACGUUAGUUAACACAAAGCACAGUAGGUGACUUUGGAUGCAUAUUGGGUGCUUGCUGUCAGUGAAAUCUCAGACAUCAAAACUACUUUUUGUUUGGGAUGCUUUUUUGUGAUUAUUUCAAAGGCUUUUCAGCUUUAAUCCUGGUAGGUUAGCUGUGGGUUAUUUUAAGAGAAAAAUUGACAGGUGUGAGAAAUCAUGAAUAUUGUGGUAUAUAUUUUGUAAAACAGUUGCAUUUUUUUGACAAUGACAAAUAUGAAUUUUAAUCUUCCAUGUUUUUCUCCAAUUCUCUUUUGUGUUAUGCACAGAAAUGUCUAAGCAAUAUUUCCAUAGCAGCUAUAAGCUUUGUUAGAAUUAAAAUGGUAAAAUGAAGUUUUUCAAACGGUACAACGCCCAUUUUAAAGCCCACUUGACUUUGUGGCUAUUAGUAUGUUAUUUGUACUUAGAAUAUAAUGUAGCAGUGCAUUUCAUUUAAUGAUGUAAAUGUUGAGAGAAAUUGUAAUUUUAGGCAGUACAGUAAAUUCUACUUUCUUUUUUCAAUGCCUUUUUUUAGUCUGUAUCAGAAGCACUGCGAAUUAAGUGAGAAAAUAAAUAAUUGAAAAUUAUUUUGAAAUUAUUGUUAUUGUGCAAAAGUUGUAAACUUUUGUAGGUAAAUGGAAAAACCAUAAAGAAAAGUAAAACUUAAAUACAAUAGUACAUUUAUCGGACAAUAAUCUUUUGUCUUUUGUCUGGGAAUCUACAGUUCAUGCAGUUUUCCUUUUGUUUUCUUGUUGAGUUUACUAUGUGAUUUCAUUGUAUAUAGUUUAAUGUUAUGUCACAAAGUAUUUUUUAAUUGUUAUAUAAUAUAUAAAACAAUUUUUUGUAAAACUGUAGACUAGUCAUUUAAAUCUAGAAUAUAUUGUAUCAAUAAAU
Messenger RNA from Macrobrachium nipponense, 6744 nucleotides. RefSeq lists its product as uncharacterized. Lineage: Eukaryota; Metazoa; Arthropoda; Malacostraca; Decapoda; Palaemonidae. The coding region runs from base 57 to 4358 and encodes 1433 amino acids. Gene Ontology annotation, cellular component: cytoplasm. The transcript is spliced from 13 exons. Gene Ontology annotation, molecular function: protein-folding chaperone binding; ATPase inhibitor activity. The record is from RefSeq and is a predicted model, not a curated record.